AUCGCGAGGCGCAGCGCCCCGUCCCUCAGAGGCCGCCGCAGCCGCCGCUUUCCCGCCCUCCGGCCGCGGCUCCGAACCGAGACCCCCGAGACCCUCCCGGGACACCCGGGACCCUCCCGGCCCCACCAUGGGCUUCCUGAAGCUCAUCGAGAUCGAGAACUUCAAGUCCUACAAGGGCCGGCAGAUCAUCGGGCCCUUCCGCCGCUUCACCGCCAUCAUCGGCCCCAAUGGCUCCGGUAAAUCCAACCUGAUGGACGCCAUCAGCUUCGUGCUGGGGGAGAAGACGAGCAACCUGCGGGUGAAGACGCUGCGGGACCUGAUCCACGGCGCGCCCGUGGGCAAGCCCGCGGCCAGCCGCGCCCUGGUCAGCAUGGUGUACUCGGAGGAGGGGCAGGAGGACCGCACCUUCGCCCGCCUCAUCGUGGGCAGCUCCUCUGAGUACAAGAUCAACAACCGGGUGGUGCAGCUGAGCGAGUACAGCGAGGAGCUGGAGAAGCUGGGGAUCCUCAUCAAGGCCAGGAACUUCCUGGUCUUCCAGGGAGCAGUGGAGUCCAUCGCCAUGAAGAACCCCAAGGAGCGCACGGCCCUGUUUGAGGAGAUCAGCCGCUCGGGGGAGCUGGCCCCCGAGUACGACAAGCGCAAGAAGGAGAUGGUGAAGGCCGAGGAGGACACGCAGUUCAACUAUCACCGCAAGAAGAACAUCGCGGCCGAGCGCAAGGAGGCCAAGCAGGAGAAGGAGGAGGCCGAUCGCUACCAGCGCCUGAAGGACGAGGUGGUUCGGGCCCAGGUGCAGCUGCAGCUCUUCAAACUGUUCCACAACGAGGCCGAGAUCGAGAAGCUCAACAAGGAGCUGGGGCUGAAGAACCGCGAGAUCGACAAGGACAAGAAGAGGAUGGACAGGGUGGAGGACGAGCUCAAGGACCGCAAGAAGGAGCUGGGCAAGAUGAUGAGGGAGCAGCAGCAGAUCGAGAAGGAGAUCAAGGAGAAGGACUCGGAGCUGAACCAGAAGCGGCCCCAGUACAUCAAGGCCAAGGAGAACACGUCGCACAAGAUCAAGAAGCUGGAGGCGGCGCGCAAGUCGCUGCAGAACGCCCAGAAGCAGUACAAGAAACGCAAGGCAGACAUGGACGAGCUGGAGAAGGAGAUGCUGUCCGUGGAGAAAUGCAGGCAGGAGUUCGAGGAGCGCAUGGAGGAGGAGAGCCAGAGCCAGGGCAGGGACCUCACCCUGGAGGAGAACCAGGUGAAGAAGUACCACCGGCUGAAGGAGGAGGCCAGCAAGCGCGCGGCCACGCUGGCCCAGGAGCUGGAGAAGUUCAACCGCGACCAAAAGGCCGACCAGGACCGGCUGGACCUGGAGGAGAGGAAGAAGGUGGAGACUGAGGCCAAGAUCAAGCAGAAGCUGCGGGAGAUCGAGGAGAACCAGAAGCGCAUCGAGAAGCUCGAGGAGUACAUCGCCACCAGCAAGCAGUCCCUGGAGGAGCAGAAGCGCCUGGAGGGCGAGCUGACCGAGGAGGUGGAGCUGGCCAAGCGCCGCAUCGACGAGAUCAACAAGGAGCUGAACCAGGUGAUGGAGCAGCUGGGGGACGCGCGCAUCGACCGGCAGGAGAGCAGCCGGCAGCAGCGCAAGGCCGAGAUCAUGGACAGCAUCAAGCGCCUCUACCCCGGAUCCGUGUAUGGCAGGCUGAUUGACCUGUGCCAGCCCACCCAGAAGAAGUACCAGAUCGCGGUGACCAAGGUGCUGGGGAAGAACAUGGACGCCAUCAUCGUGGACUCGGAGAAGACGGGCAGGGACUGCAUCCAGUACAUCAAGGAGCAGCGUGGGGAGCCCGAGACCUUCCUGCCCCUGGACUACCUGGAGGUGAAGCCCACUGACGAGAAGCUGCGGGAGCUGCGCGGGGCCAAGCUGGUGAUCGACGUGAUCCGCUACGAGCCGCCGCACAUCAAGAAGGCGCUGCAGUUCGCCUGCGGCAACGCGCUGGUGUGCGACAACGUGGAGGACGCGCGGCGCAUCGCCUUCGGGGGCCACCAGAGGCACAAGGUGAGGGGAAAACUGACACUGAAAUAUCCUGAAAACUGACACAGAAAUACCCUGAACCUGACUGAAACCGCCCCCAUCGCCUUCGGGGGCCACCAGAGGCACAAGGUGAGGGGAAAACACACUGAAACCAGCCUGAAAUACCCUGAAACUGACACAGAAAUAUCCCAAAAACUGAAGGAGCAGAUGAAGGCCAAGCGCAAGGAGGCCGAGCUGCGCCAGGUGCAGUCCCAGGCCCACGGGCUCCAGAUGCGCCUCAAGUACUCCCAGAGCGACCUGGAGCAGACCAAGACCCGGCACCUGGCACUGAACCUGCAGGAGAAGUCCAAGCUGGAGAGUGAACUGGCCAAUUUUGGGCCCCGGAUCAACGACAUCAAACGGAUCAUCCAGGGCAGGGAGAGGGAGAUGAAGGAUCUGAAGGAGAAAAUGAACCAGGUGGAGGACGAGGUGUUCGAGGAGUUCUGCCGCGAGAUCGGCGUCAGGAACAUCCGAGAGUUCGAGGAGGAGAAGGUGAAGAGGCAGAACGAGAUCGCCAAGAAGAGGCUGGAGUUCGAGAACCAGAAGACCCGGCUGGGGAUCCAGCUGGACUUCGAGAGGAACCAGCUGAGGGAGGACCAGGAGAAGGUGCUGAUGUGGGAGCAGGGAGUGCGCAAGGACGAGGCCGAGAUCGAGAAACUCAAAAAGGAGGAGCAGCGGCACAUGAAGAUCAUCGACGAGACGAUGGCGCAGCUGCAGGACCUCAAGAACCAGCACCUGGCCAAGAAGUCGGAGGUGAACGACAAAAACCACGAGAUGGACGAGAUCCGCAAGAAGCUGGGCGGGGCCAACAAGGAGAUGACCCACCUGCAGAAGGAGGUGACGGCCAUCGAGACCAAGCUGGAGCAGAAGCGCAGCGACCGCCACAACCUGCUGCAGGCCUGCAAGAUGCAGGACAUCCGGCUGCCGCUGGCCCGGGGCUCCAUGGACGACAUCAGCCAGGAGGAGGGCGGUGGCACUGGGGAGGACCCUGCUGGCAGCUCCCAGCGCAGCUCCAGCCUGUACGCGCGCGAGGCGCUGAUCGAGAUCGACUACAGCGACCUGCCCGAGGAGCUCAAGGACGCACAGGCAGAGGAGGAGAUCCGCCAGGAGAUGUCGGCGCUGCAGCAGCGCCUGACGGAGCAGCAGAGCGUCCUGCAGCGCAUCGCAGCGCCCAACAUGAAAGCCAUGGAGAAACUGGAGAGCGUCAGGGACAAGUUCCAGGAGACCUCCGACGAGUUCGAGGCCGCCCGCAAGCGCGCCAAGAAGGCCAAGCAGGCGUUUGAGCAGAUGAAGAAGGAGCGAUUCGACCGCUUCAACUCCUGCUUCGAGGCCGUGGCCACCAACAUCGACGAGAUCUACAAAGCGCUGUCCCGCAACAGCAGCGCCCAGGCGUUUUUGGGCCCCGAGAACCCCGAGGAGCCGUACCUGGACGGGAUCAAUUACAACUGCGUCGCCCCCGGGAAGCGCUUCCGGCCCAUGGACAACCUGUCGGGGGGAGAGAAAACCGUGGCUGCGCUGGCGCUGCUCUUCGCCAUCCACAGUUACAAGCCCGCUCCGUUCUUCGUGCUGGACGAGAUCGACGCCGCGCUGGACAACACCAACAUCGGCAAGGUGGCCAAUUACAUCAAGGAGCAGUCGGCCUCCAACUUCCAGGCCAUCGUCAUCUCCCUCAAGGAGGAGUUUUACACCAAGGCCCAGAGCCUGAUCGGCGUCUACCCCGAGCAAGGCGAUUGCGUCAUCAGCAAGGUGCUGACCUUUGACCUCACCAAGUACCCGGACACCAACCCCACCCCCAGCGAGCAGUGACCCCAAAACACCGGGGGGACCCCAAAAUAACCGGGGGGACCCCAAAACACCCGGGGGGACCC
Oenanthe melanoleuca is the source of this 3921-nucleotide messenger RNA. RefSeq names its product structural maintenance of chromosomes 1A (gene SMC1A). Gene Ontology annotation, biological process: sister chromatid cohesion. Lineage: Eukaryota; Metazoa; Chordata; Aves; Passeriformes; Muscicapidae. The record is from RefSeq and is a predicted model, not a curated record. Gene Ontology annotation, cellular component: nucleus; chromosome; cohesin complex. Gene Ontology annotation, molecular function: protein binding; ATP hydrolysis activity; DNA binding. The transcript has 24 exons.